GGGCUCCCCGCCCUGGGGACAGCUGGCAGCCCCGCGCCGGACUAGACACAAAGCGGAUCAAUCCCCGCGGCGCGGGCGGCGGGGGAAGGAGCCGCAGGGCUGUCCCUUCCGCAACUCUCCUUCCCUAGCCUCCUCGCUAGGACCCCGCGGACACCUCGUCAGACUUCCACGGCCCUGCCCCUCUCACCAUUCGCCCACCCGCAAAGAGAACGGCCCCAGAUUCCCCAUCCCCGGGAGCGGGAAGACCUGCGCCUGGGCAUCCAGCUGAGAAGGCGCCCCCUGGAAGCGGGGAAACUGACGUCCCUCCGGGAUCCACCCCCUCCGCAACUCUCCCUCCCCUCCGCGAGUUUCUUCUUUCCCGCCCCAAAAGUUCAGGGGCUCCCGCCCUGCCUCCGGAGCUCCCGACGCCUGGACCCUCGACCUCGAAGGCACAGACAGUUUGGCCCCCGGGAAGAUGGCGAGGAGGAGGCGCCACCCCCUCCUCCUGCUGCUGCUGCGCUACCUGGUGGUCGCCCUGGGCUACCAUAAGGCCUAUGGAUUCGCUGCCCCAAAAGACCCUCAACCAAUCACAGCAAUAGAGUAUGAAGAAGCGAUUUUAUCCUGUAAAUACCCAAAGAAGACACUUCCCUCCAGAUUAGAGUGGAAGAAACUUGGGCGUAGCGUCUCAUUUGUCUACUAUCAACAGGCUCUUCAAGGUGAUUUUAAAGAUCGAGCUGAGAUGAUCGAUUUCAGUAUACGGAUCAAAAAUGUUACAAGAAAUGAUGCCGGGCAAUAUCGUUGUGAAGUUAGUGUCCCAUCGGAGCAAGGCCAACACCUGAGAGAGGAUAUGGUCACUCUAGAAGUAUUAGUGGCUCCAGCAGUUCCGUCAUGUGAAGUACCCAAUUCUGCUCUGAAUGGGAGGGUGGUCGAGCUACGAUGUCAAGAGAAAGAAGGAAAUCCAUCUCCUGAAUACACGUGGUUUAAGAAUGGCAUUCGUUUGCUAGAGAAUCCAAAAUUUAGCCUCCAAACCAUCAACAGCUCAUACACAAUAAAUAGAACAUCUGGAACUCUGCAAUUCAACCCCGUUUCAAAAUCGGACUCUGGAGAAUAUUCCUGUGAGGCCCGAAAUUCUGUUGGAUAUCGCAGGUGUCCCGGGAAACGGAUGCAAGUAGAUGAUCUCAACAUAGGUGGCAUCGUAGCAGCUUUGGUAGUUGUUGUUUUAGUGAUUUCCGUUUGUGGCCUUGGUGUGUGCUAUGCGCAGAGGAAAGGCUACUUUUCAAAAGAAACCUCCUUCCAGAAGAAUAAUUAUACAUUGAAAGCCACCACAAUGAGUGAAAAUAAUCCCAGAAUUAAUCCAGUCACCCAGAGAUUUUCUGAAUUGAGACCAGGCUGUGGUCAGAGUGCUCUGAACUACUCUGGGAUUCAAGCCUCAAGCUGUCCUCGGUUGGGAUCCACAUGUUGGGUUUAACAAGGAUUUCAAGCACACAAAAUCCUUUAUAAUUUAAAAGAAGUCUACCUUUGAGAUAUACCAAAAUCAUGGGUUAUUAAAUGAUUAUAAAACUCUGCUUUGUCUCACAUUUGCAAAGAGGUACCGGAGGAAAUGAAAUUGGUAUUUUGUUAUCAUUUUUAGGACUGCUAAAUCACCUGAAAUUGGUUAACAUUUUAAACACAGUUCUGUCAACAUCUAAAAUACCAUCUGGCUUCUUGUGUCUGGACUAAGAUAAAAGAAUCAAAAUACUUUGUAAUAGUCUGGGGUUUGUGAAAUGUUAAUAAAUGGUCUGACUUCUAGAAAAUGUUACUAAAAUAUCUCAUACUGAUUGUGAAAAUAAUCCACAGAGCAUGAAAAUAUUAACUGCACACACCCUUUGUGCAUGGGUCUGAUUUAGAGGAUUCAGAAAAUACUCUGACAGAGGCAAAAUGUACAUCUGGUCUAAUUUCUGCCAGAAUCCUCUUUUCUCCCCUAAUAUAAUCCUUAUUCUGUUAUUCUUUUAUCACAAAUACAUUCACAGAGGGGAGGUGGCAGAGGUGGGUUUUAUAUCCCAGGAUCUGUGCUUUGAGUUUACUACCAUUGAUGAAAACCAAAAGCAACAUGAAGAAAUAUACCUAAUAGCCAGAGCUUACAAGACGUGCACUAUGGGACUCUCCUGGUGUUUGUCCUUCAUCUCUUCAUUAAACAUGAUUUUGAGAGUCAAACACAAA
Choloepus didactylus (southern two-toed sloth) is the source of this 2178-nucleotide messenger RNA. RefSeq names its product junctional adhesion molecule 2 (gene JAM2). Bases 455 to 1447 code for a protein of 330 amino acids. Gene Ontology annotation, cellular component: cell surface; tight junction; protein complex involved in cell adhesion. Gene Ontology annotation, biological process: leukocyte tethering or rolling. The record is from RefSeq and is a predicted model, not a curated record. Lineage: Eukaryota; Metazoa; Chordata; Mammalia; Pilosa; Megalonychidae. The transcript has 11 exons.